Mesocricetus auratus (golden hamster) is the source of this 3654-nucleotide messenger RNA. It is a transcript of the gene Slc41a1, whose product is annotated as solute carrier family 41 member 1. The transcript is spliced from 10 exons. The record is from RefSeq and is a predicted model, not a curated record. Gene Ontology annotation, biological process: monoatomic cation transport. Gene Ontology annotation, cellular component: plasma membrane. Lineage: Eukaryota; Metazoa; Chordata; Mammalia; Rodentia; Cricetidae. The coding region runs from base 8 to 1552 and encodes 514 amino acids. Gene Ontology annotation, molecular function: monoatomic cation transmembrane transporter activity.
GCCUGUCAUGUCCUCUAAGCCAGAGCCAAAGGACAUCCACCAGCCGAACGGUACUGGCCCUACUCCCUCUCCCUGCUCUUCGGAUGGCCCUGGGCGAGAGCCCUUGGCUGGGACCUCAGAGUUCCUGGGGCCUGAUGGGGCUGGGGUGGAGGUGGUGGUGAUUGAGUCUCGAGCUAACGCCAAGGGAGUUCGGGAGGAGGACGCACUGCUGGAGAAUGGGAGCCAGAGCAAUGAAAGUGACGACGUCAGCACGGACCGUGGCCCUGCGCCACCCUCCCCACUCAAGGAGACCUCCUUUUCCAUUGGACUGCAAGUGCUGUUCCCCUUCCUCCUGGCAGGCUUUGGGACCGUGGCAGCUGGCAUGGUGCUGGACAUUGUGCAGCACUGGGAGGUCUUCCAGAAGGUGACAGAGGUCUUCAUCCUGGUGCCUGCACUGCUGGGGCUCAAAGGGAACUUGGAAAUGACCCUGGCGUCAAGGCUGUCCACUGCAGCCAACAUUGGACAAAUGGACACACCUAAGGAGCUCUGGCGGAUGAUCACGGGGAAUAUGGCCCUCAUCCAGGUGCAGGCCACGGUGGUGGGCUUCCUGGCAUCCAUCGCAGCUGUCAUCUUUGGCUGGAUCCCUGACGGCCACUUUAGUAUCCCGCAUGCCUUCCUGUUGUGCGCCAGCAGCGUGGCCACAGCCUUCAUCGCCUCCUUGGUGCUGGGUAUGAUCAUGAUUGGAGUCAUCAUUGGGUCUCGAAAAAUUGGGAUCAACCCAGACAACGUGGCCACGCCCAUCGCUGCUAGCCUGGGCGACCUCAUCACUUUGGCACUCCUCUCAGGCAUCAGCUGGGGACUCUACCUGGAAUUAAAGCACUGGCGAUACAUCUACCCCCUGGUGUGUGCCUUCUUUGUGGCCCUGCUGCCUGUCUGGGUGGUGCUGGCCCGAAGGAGCCCAGCCACAAGGGAGGUGUUGUACUCAGGCUGGGAGCCUGUCAUCAUUGCCAUGGCCAUCAGCAGUGUGGGCGGCCUCAUCUUGGACAAGACUGUGUCAGACCCCAACUUUGCAGGAAUGGCUGUCUUCACACCUGUGAUUAAUGGUGUUGGGGGCAAUCUGGUGGCUGUGCAGGCCAGCCGCAUCUCCACUUUCCUCCACAUGAAUGGCACGCCAGGGGAAAACUCUGAGCCAACUCCUCGCCGCUGCCCCAGUCCAUGCACCACCUUCUUCAGCCCUGACGUGAAUUCACGCUCAGCCCGGGUCCUCUUCCUCCUUGUGGUCCCAGGACACCUGGUGUUCCUCUACACCAUCAGCUGCAUGCAGGGCGGGCACACCACCCUCACGCUCAUCUUCAUCGUCUUCUACAUGACAGCUGCGCUGCUCCAGGUGCUGAUUCUCCUGUACAUCGCAGACUGGAUGGUGCACUGGAUGUGGGGUCGGGGCCUGGACCCGGACAACUUCUCCAUCCCAUACUUGACUGCUUUGGGGGACCUGCUUGGCACUGGGCUCCUAGCACUCAGCUUCCAUGUCCUCUGGCUCAUUGGGGACAGAGACACAGAUGUUGGGGACUAGCUUAGCCACUCAGCCUUUUCCCUCACCCUCUGCACUUUCUAUUUGGAUUUUUUUCCCUUUUAUUUCCCUACCCCACCCUACACUACACUCCCAUGUCUUUCUGGGAUUUCACUUUGAUACCAAAUUCUCAUUAUUUUCAAUGGGAAUUUUUUAUACAUUGAGCCAAGCUUGGAUAGCAAGAAAUCAGGAAGGACAGACGGACUGAAAUAAGCAGUUAAAGUGGCUUUUUGAGACAAUCACCAAGUGCAAUUCCAUGGUGGGUGCCUCCAGGUGAGGUAGAUUGGGACCUGGGCAGAUUGGGACCUGGGCAUUCUGUCCGGCAUCUGGGGACCUUUGGAUUAGCUUUAGCAACCUCAGCCUUGGCCCUAGUGAGAAACUCUUUGUAAGUGGGCUCUCUGGGUUGUUUUCAGUUUGGUUGAACAGAGAGGUGAGGGAUAAUUAACACUCCACACAUACUUUUAUAGGAAUGGACCAACUUCAAAGCACUGGGCAGGAGAAAGUUUCUUCAGCCCUCUAGUAAUCACAGCGCUGUUGCUCCGGGCAGCCUGCACGCAGAGUUAGGUGAACCUGUUCUGUGUACAUGCGCCUUGCCCAACUGCCCUAUUGCUUUCCAGCUGAAUGAGCAGUGGCCUGGGCUCUGCGUGGAUCACUGUCACCCAUAGGUUUCCAGCGGUCCACGUGCCCCGAGUCUAGAGACCCUAGUGCCUGUUCAAGCUUCCUAAUUGUUUCCAAGCACUCCCUUUCCCCACAGCUUGCCAGAUGGGCUUCCAAGACUAGAGACAGGACAAGGAAAUGCAGCAAAUGAGGUUGAUGCAACCUGGGGGUGUUUCGCUGCUGUUUCUCAUGAGGACAUAACCGCAUGGUCUGCCUCGGCGACUGUCACUUCCUAAAAGCGCUCAUUCUAACGAACCAGUCAGUUGGCCUUUCUCUUGGCUCCUGCCCAUUGACAUUUGUCAUCCAUUCACUCAUUCAGCAAAUCUCAGUGCCCCCCCCCCCCCCCGCCGCCAUGAGCCUUUCCAUAGUAUGGCCCAUACUGAUUCUCCAUCGAGCAAUAGUUAUGGGGUGCCUACUGUGUUAGGUACAGUGCCAGGCAUUGACUAGCCAGUGCUAAGGGGAUCACAGCCCUAACCUCCCCUCAUUCCCUAGGUUACCGAGGCCAUGUGCCCCUUUAAUCUGGCAGUAAGCGAUCCCUCGCUGUAGGUCUCUGUCUACUUCCCUCUUUAGAUCCAAAGUCUGCAGUGAUUGCCAGCACCAUUACUCCAGCAGUUUCAUGUCCUUAGAUACCGCCCCCCCCCCCCAUACACAUCUCACUAACAUUCAGAAGAGGGUUUAGAAUGAUCGAGCUGGAUUUCAGGCGGCUGCUUUGGCACUUACCUGUUCAUGAUUAGAAGGAAACUUCUCCACACAUUGCUCUGAAUGGCUCAACAGCCGGGCUGCAGGCUCCUUUCUAGUCUGUUUGUCAGGAGCCCACAGACUCUUCCCCCAUAUAGCCUAAAGGAUUGGCCUCCAAGGAUAGGACUAAGCUGUGCCUGGACCUACAGAGACUUCUUACCUCCCCCCUCCCUCCCGCAUCACCUGAAAUCAUAGAACCUUAGAAUUGGAGUCAGGUUAUCUAGUUGGAAUUGCGUCAAGCAGAUGAAUAGCAAUCUGGGCUUGUUCCUGCUCUCCCCUCUGACCUAACUCUACCCCAAAACAGACUUGUGCAGGCACCACACCCCGAGACUGUGACCCCAGGACCCCCCAGCCACUUACCCUAUCCUGAUUUCUGGUUUUGGAUCAGGUUGUCUAGAGACUGAAGCAUCCCUCCCCCUUUGCCCAGAAAGCAGAAAAGUAGGCACACCCAGGCUCAGCAUGUGAGCGGAGGAGGACUGGGGUGAGGAGGAGUUGACUUAAGUAAGGGUCGUCUCUUCCCUCUGGGUUGCACCUAUUGCAUGUACUUUUGGCCUGACUGGAAGAAACAAAAUUGGUUUACUUUCAUAUCCUUCAAAAGUUACAGAACUGUGUCUUAAGAGAAUUAUUUAUAGUUACUAUAACUGAAUUGACAAAUGUCGACUUAACUGAUAAAUUAUAUUUGGUAAAAUAAAGUGGAAGUUUUAUUUCGA